AUGGCUUCCAUUAUCAGAUCCACGAGUUUGCCUUCCAGUCUUCGAUCUGAAGAAAUCGACAUCGAAGAACAGCUGCAGAGCCUCAAGGAAACCAUCUCUUCUGCUACCAUCGAGACAAUUGUUGAUGGUAUCAAGAGGCUUGGAGAAGUGUACAACAACAUUGAGCAGACAAUUUGCUCACCCAGUAGCCAGGCUAGCCUGUGCCGAUUACAACAGAGGAAAAUGGUAGAGCAAGAGGUUGAGCUCUCCCUUGUCUUGCUCGAUCUCUGCAACACCAUGCAAGAGAACUUUUCAGAGAUCAAGAUCAACAUCCAGGAGAUGCAGCUGGCUAUCAAGAGAGGAGAUGACUCGACCCUUCAAGCUAGGAUCCAAUCUUACGUCCGCUUGGCCAAGAAAGCGCAUAAACAGUUCAAGAAGAUCAGCAAGAAGCCUACUUCAGUUGAUCAGGACAGCUGCAGGGUGGUCAAGCAUUUGGCUGAAGCCAGGGAGAUUGCGAUCUCCAUGCUAGAAUCCUUGUCAUAUCUUCUAUCGAAACAAAUUGCCAUCUCAAGUUCCAGCAAAUGGUCCCUUGUCUCCAAGGCAAUCAAGAAAAGAAGAGUUGUUUGUAAGGAAAAAUUGCAAGAGACAGAGUUGGUCAUUGUAGAUCUUGAGAGCAUAGUCGAGACUUUGUUCAGGAAAUUGAUCCAGAGCAGAGUCUCUCUCCUCAACACUCUCAGUUUGUAG
Miscanthus lutarioriparius is the source of this 723-nucleotide messenger RNA. NCBI's taxonomy places the organism in Eukaryota, Viridiplantae, Streptophyta, Magnoliopsida, Poales, Poaceae. The record is from the annotation of a GenBank genome assembly.